CGCUCCGGCACGUUUCACACAUCCGCUGUACAUGGGUCGAAUUUGAAUCCCGAGAGAGAGCACUCGACGGGUGACCUCUUGAUGUGACGGUGACAAAGAGAGAUCGUCACGACGGUGACCGUAUGCCGUCAGCCCGCAGUCAUACGGUCGGUGUUGUUCUAGCCUGGAGUUUUAUUAGCUCACAUUCCAUGCAGCUGUGAAUCCCCAAAUUAAUUUCUUCAGUGGCUUUACACGCAUCUACAUGGCUGUGAACCUCUGAUUCAUGAGCUUUGGCCAAAGUUUGGGUCUUGACCGUCUUCUAAAUCUGGAAGUAUGAUCGUGUUUAUUACGUAAGGUUCCAAUCACCUUCUCUCUGAUGGCUUUUAAACUUCCUGCUUGAGAUUUGGACUCGACGUCAGGUUGACUGUCAGCAAUGCUGAGCUCUUGGUAUCGGUCGACGAUAUCGAACAUGCAUAGACAUGUACAGGGAUAUCAAUCACGCGGAUAGAUCGAGCUUUGACCCGGAAUCUUUGGCGUUUCCUGCUGCGCAACGAGGGACUGUGAAAAGGUUCUUACGUCGAGAACUUAAUUGCUCGUGGAGCUUCCACUAAGGCGUGAGUUCGAUUCAGUUCAUCUUGAAGUACUAAAUUUAGGUGCCAGAAUGUCGUGUUCAUGGACGCCAUAUCUUUUCUCGAAUCUGGUGAUGGUGAUGUCGUUGCGUUUUGCCUUCGUGCGCUUACAGUCUCUGAUUUUCAUGCGUCCAUGUUUCCGACUACUUACUACAAUCCGUGUCACUUGGUGUCAGUCUGCCAACUGUUCAACAUAUCUACUAUCUACUCAGAUCCUAUCUUUUGACACCGCCAUGACAGGGUGUAAUUAUAGUAGCAGUAUGUUAUUCCACAUCAUAGUGGUCGCCAAGCGAAAUUGGCAUAUGCCGUUUGGAGACCGUGAUAGAAUAGGAGACAGACUUUGAGGUAACCCUCAAGUCCGCGUAUUGUUUUGGCACAGUUAUGACUCGAAUCCCUUCCAUGGUAUAUUGAAAGGCGCUCCUAAGGACUGUGCGGGAUUGAGAUUGCCAAAUCCUUUCAAAAUCUCAGUUUCUACACUUCCUUGGGCGAUCUAGAGCAAGUGGGUACACUUUGGGUACAGUUUUCGAUCGAUUGUUCAUUCUGAGGCAUGAUGGAUCAGUUUUCUGGCUUGGCUCCUAGGAGCUUGUCGCACAGUUUGAAUCAGAUUCGAUCAUUUGGGGAAAGGAUCCUCAUUUCCAUCGCAGCUACUAUAUGGCACCAAGAUACUACUUUUAAGUGUUUCCUCAGGAUAUUGAGAUUGGUUUCUAGUCGGAAUAUCAUGGUUAGCAUGGUGUAAUCUUCGAAGGAAUUAAAAGCUUCCGUUCUAUAUCACUCGUCCAUGUCGCUGAUGUCACUGGCUUCCAUUGUCCUCUCGGUUCAAUCUGCACGACUAG
Molecule: messenger RNA, 1441 nt
Organism: Marchantia polymorpha subsp. ruderalis
Lineage: Eukaryota; Viridiplantae; Streptophyta; Marchantiopsida; Marchantiales; Marchantiaceae
Source: the annotation of a GenBank genome assembly